Molecule: messenger RNA, 1760 nt
Organism: Cucurbita pepo subsp. pepo (vegetable marrow)
Lineage: Eukaryota; Viridiplantae; Streptophyta; Magnoliopsida; Cucurbitales; Cucurbitaceae
Product: putative E3 ubiquitin-protein ligase LUL4
Biological process (GO): protein ubiquitination
Molecular function (GO): ubiquitin protein ligase activity
Source: RefSeq, a predicted model, not a curated record
AGAACAGGUAGGAAAGUUGUUGCCAUCUCAGCAUUGAGAAACGACACGUCGGAAUAGGAUAAACGUAGAACCGUCAAAUAGAAAACGGAGGUCAACGGAAUGGGCUGAACAAGGACUUGCUUCUUCCCAAUUGAGCAGAAGAAAGAAAAAUCCCAAAAUUUCAUUUCUUCUUCUCCGAUCUCUCGAUCCAGAAAUGGGUAUUUCAUGGAGUAACAGAAGAAGAAACAAUUAUCUUCAAAACCCACCUCCGCCCUACCAUUCUUCUUCCUCCUUCUAUUACCCUUCUGAACCCACAUCCCUUCCUCCGCCGCCGCAGACCCAUCACUUCCCCAAUUCCCACCCUCCUCCGCCGCACAGCCACCCUUACACUCCAACUCCCCAGCCGAUACCCUUGCCGCCGAUUCCUCCUGCCCCUGCUCCUCACUCCUAUUACUUUUCUGGUGGGUACAAUUCGUGUAAUUAUGGGAACUCUCCGAUGGGGCGUUUCAAUUUCCACCCUCAUUAUGCCAAUCAGAGUAAUGGGUGGUCUCAAAUUCGGCCGGUGAUGGUGCCGCCGUUUCUUCCGCCACCGUCUUUGCCGUUUGUAGAGCAUCGACAGGCGAAGAAGGUUAGGAAUGAUGUGAAUGUGCAUAAGGAUACUUUGAGGAUUGAGGUGGAUGGACAGAAUCCUGAUCAGCAUUUGGUUUCUUUCGUGUUUGAUGCGUUGUAUGAUGGAAGCAUUACCAUCCUAUUUUUUGCCAAGGAAGAGCCCAACUGUAGGUUUGUUCCAAUAUAUCCCGACGCCUUUAAGCCAGUAAAAAUCCCAUUUCAAAAGGGUCCUGCUCAGAAAUUCUUUCAGCCUAUGGGAACUGGCUUUGACUUGGGAUUUUUCGAGUUGGAUGACCUCUCAAAACCUUCGCCUUCUGAAGACGUUUUCCCGCUCGUUAUAUCAGCUGAGACUUGCUCACCCUCUCAGUCCAAUGAUGAACGAAUUGGUGAGCCUCAACCAGAUAAUUCACAUAUGCAAAUCACUCAAGCUGUUCUGGAGAAGAAAAAUGGCAAUCCUUUCCAAGUUAAGGUGAUCCGGCAACUACUAUGGAUUGAUGGAAUGCGUUAUGAGUUGCGUGAGAUAUUCGGUAUAGGGAGUUCGUCUUCAGAAGGUUUUGACAAUAACGACUCCGGGAAGGAGUGUGUGAUUUGCAUGACCGAACCCAAGGAUACUGCUGUAUUACCAUGUCGACAUAUGUGCAUGUGCAGUGAGUGUGCCAAGGAACUGAAGCUUCAAUCUAAUAAAUGUCCGAUUUGUCGUCAACCGAUCGAAGAACUUAUAGAAAUCAAGAUAAAUAAUAGCAAUCAGUGAGAAUUACCUCUUCAUCCUAUGUUCGAUUUCAUGGUAUGGCUGUUAAAUUCUUUGUUUUUUUGUGUCAUAGUCACACAUAUUGCAUUCUUUUACACACACACACACACACAUGUAUAUUUCUUUUUCUUCAUAUACAUCAUAUUAGUGUAGUAUUCCCGACUUCAUACCUCGAUAUCAUGUCUAACUAUUGAAUGACGCCAUACCCGUCAUCUCUUAGCUGACUUUCUACUGUAAUGUAUGUAUAUGAACGUUCAACAUUCAUGGGUUUUCGUGUGCGGUGUGUCGAUGUUUGAUUACACGAAUUGGAUUCGGGUUUGUAGUUUAUGUAUAGGGAGUGAUUGAGUUAAGGUUCUCCCCAUAUGAUAACCUCUUUGUUUUGUCUUUUUUUUCCUUUUGAAUGAUACAUGACUGUUGUAUGCAA